Molecule: messenger RNA, 1929 nt
Organism: Vanderwaltozyma polyspora DSM 70294
Lineage: Eukaryota; Fungi; Ascomycota; Saccharomycetes; Saccharomycetales; Saccharomycetaceae
Exons: 1
Coding region: 1-1929 (642 amino acids)
Biological process (GO): protein ubiquitination; ubiquitin-dependent protein catabolic process
Molecular function (GO): ubiquitin protein ligase activity
Source: RefSeq, a predicted model, not a curated record
AUGAUGAAAGAGUUAAGUGAGACUGGUUUAUCCUUAUAUUCCAAGGUCAUCAGGACGUUCAAGAUAGAUGGGUACAUAUCUCAAGAGAUUUUAGAUGAUCCUUCCAAAAUAUUGGAUUACUUAUCAAAAGGGAUCAAAGAAAUGGUACUCACAGAAGAUGGAUUACCUAAACUAGAAUUUGUUGCUGAAGUAAUAGGUUAUAUAUUCUCUGGCUAUGCAAUUGUGGUGAUUUUAACUGCUAUAAUUAUCAAUCGACUUGUGGCAAUGUCAUCUUUAAGAUCUUCUACGACCCCUGUAUCAUUACCUGUUUUUGCAAGAGUAUGGGUCCAUCUAUUAGUGAUUAUUCCCUUAGGUUAUGCAAUUGCACAAUUCCUUUGUCAAGUUGAAAUUAUUGAUUAUUUCCAUAAAGUAGAAACCUCUUUCUUCUUAAUAAGAGUAUUGAUAGUUCUGGCUUGGUCUCAUUGUAUCGAAACUUUUUACUGCUAUACCAUUAAUAAGAAGCCAUUAACUGAGUUCGAAUACUCUUUAUUCGAAAUGUCCUUACAAUUUUAUACCGUUGGUAUAUUAUACUCAAAUGAUGAAUAUUUAUCAAAUUUGAUGUUUGACAGUUUAAUGGCAAUGUUAAGCAGACUAUGGGUUCAUAUUGUUGAAAUUUUGGAUUGUAAAAAACAUAGAAUAAUAGGAAGUUCAAUUUUAGUAUUAGUUCAAGUUUUGUUCACAAUUAAAUGUAUUAAAAACGUUGGAUUGUCAUCAUUGUCAAUUUUCACUAUAUUUAGGGUAAUCGUGCCUGUACUAUCAAUUCUAUUAAUUUCUAAAAAUAUUAUUUUAGUAUUUAUGACAUCGCUCAUCAAGACAUUAAAAUCGAUUAUGUUCAUCAAAGGAUUUUAUAUUACAUCAUUCAACAGGGUUAUUUUAGAUGAAGUGCCCGAUUUUAAAAGUAAAGGUACAGAUGAAUUUUCAAUAUUUAUUUCCAAGUUAGCAUUAUCAUUGACUGAGACUGAAAAAGAUACUUCAAAUCCAGAGCAUACUAUUCAAGAUAAUGAUAAACAAGAAGUUAUUCAACAUUCAUAUUUAAUUAGUGGCUAUGGAAACUUGCUGAAAUCAACUCCUGAGGAUAUAUUUAAUAUUAUAAGUGAAAAUGAAUCUCAGAAGAAAUAUCAACCUAAAUUACCAUCCUUCCUAUUGCGUUUAAAAAUUAUUCAAAAGUUAACAAUGAAAAUAUUACUUGGUAAUACAAAUAUUAAGAAUGCUAUAUUUUUCAAAUCUAAUAAAAACUCCAAGAAGCACCAGAGAGUUAAGCAACAAAAAGAUUUCAAUUUAUAUGUGACUACUAAUAAUUAUGCCAAAUUUUUAGCUAGACCUGAUAGUACUUAUGACGAAUCUGUGACAUUAUUACCUGAGGAAGAUUCCUCUAAUGAUUAUGUAUUAAAAGAAAAUCCAAAUAAUAGCAAAUAUGAUAAGUACGAGUACAUGGAAGAUGAUGAUUCACUUCAAGAUGAAAUUCAUGAUAUAUUGAUGCCCAUUGAUCAAGUGAAAAAUGAAACUGAUAUAUCUUGGCACAUGUCAAUGUGGAAUAUAUUACAGUAUAAUUUAACUUCUCCAGAUCGAUUGACACGGAAAAGCUACUCACUAAUGAAUGAGAGUGGAUUAGUGUUGGAAGUUUAUGUAGAAAAGUAUGAGAAACAUAUUCAUGGACUAACAGCCAAUGCUAAAUUUGAAAUUGAAGAAGAUGAUGACGACGAGAAACUUGAAAAGGAGUAUAGAUCAUGCCUGAUUUGCAAAGAAAAUAAAAGAUGCAUAGUUUUAUGGCCAUGCCGUUGUUUUGUUGUCUGCAAUGAAUGUAGAACCUCUUUAGCAGAGAGGGCUAUACCUACUUGCAUAAGCUGUAAAGAAGAAGUGUAUGCCUAUAGCGUUCUUCAUACAGUAUAA